Messenger RNA from Endocarpon pusillum Z07020, 1509 nucleotides. RefSeq lists its product as uncharacterized. The record is from RefSeq and is a predicted model, not a curated record. The transcript has 3 exons. The coding region runs from base 1 to 1509 and encodes 502 amino acids. Gene Ontology annotation, molecular function: FAD binding; oxidoreductase activity. Lineage: Eukaryota; Fungi; Ascomycota; Eurotiomycetes; Verrucariales; Verrucariaceae.
AUGGGUUCUGUUGGGAACACGGAUACCAUUGUCUCCUUGCCUGACAACCAGAAUGCAUGGUCUUGCAGCAGUCUUCCUGCUACAACCGAUCGUAAGCCGGUGACGGAACAACAUGUGUCUGAUCUACGCAAAGCAUUGAAGGAACUUGACGAAGGGUCCAUCCUGCUUGUGCCGGGAGAUGACGGAUACGAGGACAGUUUGAGGAGGUGGAGUCGAGCUGCUGAGAAAAGAGCUGGUGCUGUCCUUCUCCUCAAGACUCCCUCAGCAAUCGCCAAAGCGCUUCGAUAUGCCUCUGAACAUACCAUCGACCUUGCCGUCCGAGGCGGUGGUCACUCUACUGCUGGUGCCUCUUCCACGUCUGGCGGAUUAGUUAUCGACCUCUCCUCGAUGCGCUCCGUCACGGUCGACUCCACCGCAAAAACCCUUGCCGUACAAGGCGGCGCUCAGUGGUCCGACGUCGAUGAUGCCGCAUGGGAACAUGGUCUUGCAACCGUUGGAGGGACGGUGGCCGACACUGGAGUUGGCGGCCUGACUCUGGGCGGUGGCUAUGGUUGGCUCAGCGGCACGCACGGACUGGUCAUCGACAACCUCAUCUCUUGCGAAAUCGUCCUCGCAAGCGGGGAGGUGGUCAGGGCCAGCAAAGACGAGAACGCGGAUCUAUUCUGGGCGCUCCGAGGCGGGGGCCAGAACUUUGGUGUCGUCACCGAAUUCAUCCUCCAAGCCUGGAAACAGGAUAACGUCUGGGCCGGAGUCAUGUUAUUCCCCACCGAAAAACUGGCCGAUAUCCUUGACGUCCUGAACGAAAUCAUCCUCGAGAUGAGAGGACGAGGUGCAUGCGUCCUCGGUUUCAGCCGUCCCCCUCCCGCCGGUGGGCAGGUUCUGAUCAUCAUCGCGGUGUUCUACGACGGCACCGAAGAGGAAGGCCGAGCGCGGUUUCAGCGGCUGCUCGAUCUCGGCCCGAUCAUGAACACCGCAACCAGCGUGCCCUACAACAGCGUCAAUCGCAUGCUCCAUGUCCCGCAGGGAAGACGCGUCAGCAUGAAAGGCGCCUCCUUCACGCUGCCGCUGCGAUUCGACUUUGUCAAAUCCACCAUGGACGCCUACGCGCAGUUCACGUCCGAAGUCCCGCACAGCCAGGAGAGUCUGUUGCUGUACGAGAUCUUCGAACCGGGCAAGAUCUGUGAGGUGGCGAAUCACGAGAUGAGUUUCGCGAACCGCGGGAGGAGGAUGAAUGCCAUGGUGGGUCCCAUGUGGACCAGUCCAGAGCAUGACGCGAGGUCGCGGGCUUGGGCGAGGGAGGUGGCGGACAUGUUCAAGGCUGAACUGUCAAGGAGUAAAGGUAGUGAUGGAAAGGGGGAAGGGCUGGGUGUCUAUGGGAAUUAUGAUCAAUAUGACGAGAAAUCUCGCGAUGUCUUCGGUGGUAAUUACGCCCGGCUGCAGGAGUUGAAGGCUCGCUAUGAUGCGGGGAAUAUGUUCAAUAAGCUCUUCUCGGUCGCUCCCGCGGUGUGA